CACAAUGUCCAAACCUGCAAACACCACUCUCAGAAUGCUCUACGGCACAGCCUGGAAGAAGGAACGGACAACCGCUCUAGUCACUCAAGCUCUCCAAGCGGGCUUCCUUGCCGUCGACACAGCCGCGCAACCCAAACACUAUCAAGAACACCUUGUCGGCAAGGGCGUCCGCACCUUCCUCUCUGGUAGCAAUCUCACUCGUGGCGAAUUAUAUCUUCAGACCAAAUACACAUCCAUCAAUGGCCAAGAUCCGAACAACCUACCAUACGACCCUUCAACCAGUAUAACAGAACAGGUUAAAGCUUCUGUGGCGUCUUCGUUACACAACCUCAGACAUACUGAAGAUGUAGAGGACAGCUAUAUCGAUUGUCUGGUGUUGCACAGUCCAUUGCCGAAUAUCCAGCAGACAAUGGAGGCCUGGGAUGCAAUGGCCUCGUUUGUACCAGCUAAAGUACACUCUUUGGGCAUCUCGAAUACCUCCCUGCCGAUUCUGGAGUAUAUCUGGGAUAACAGCAAUGUCAAGCCAAAAGUGGUGCAAAACAGGUUCUACGCUGCCACUGGUUGGGAUAUCGGGCUCAGAGAGUUCUGCAAAGAAAACAGCAUCGAGUAUCAAAGUUUCUGGACAUUGACGGGCAAUCCCAAGUUUCUUGGUAUACCACUUGUCACUCGUGCAGCCGAGGAAAUAGGUGUGAGUGUGGAAGUUGCGAUUUAUGCUCUCGUUCAAGGACUUGGAAUUACACCCAUCAACGGCACUACCUCACAUAUUGAGACCGACAUUGCUAAGCUGUUGAAGCUUGAGGAGUGGAAAGCCAAGGGACACAACAGCGAGACAUGGGGAAAGACUGUUCGGGCCUUCGAGUUGUUGCUUCAAAAGUGGUCGCUUGCUAGCUAUUAAAACGCAUAACGCUAUUGAGAUCUCAGAGAGGGUCCAUUGAGAGCCCGAACUUUUUGCUCUCUCACUGGACACUCGCCGAAUUUCUCAAAUCUUCGUGCAGUUUCACAGCUAAUAACAACAGCACCGAAGACCUCAUACUUCGAAAAUGUAAAAGAAAACAAACAAACUUCGAUUAAAGCCUCUCAAUAAAUAUGUAUCGUAUGCGUAUAUAUCUUA
This is a messenger RNA of Aureobasidium pullulans EXF-150, 1111 nucleotides long. Its product is annotated as Aldo/keto reductase. Gene Ontology annotation, molecular function: aldose reductase (NADPH) activity. The record is from RefSeq and is a predicted model, not a curated record. The transcript has a single exon. NCBI's taxonomy places the organism in Eukaryota, Fungi, Ascomycota, Dothideomycetes, Dothideales, Saccotheciaceae. Gene Ontology annotation, cellular component: cytosol. The coding region runs from base 5 to 895 and encodes 296 amino acids.